AUGAAAAACGGGUUCGAGGCGUUUGACUUCAAGGAGGAAGACGAGAUUUCAGAAUUGGCCGCUGAAAAAUAUUUGAACAAAUUGAAAAACCCUAAUUUGGAUGACCCUGCAAAUCUGAAAUACCAGUUUCUUGAAUGCGUUGCCCGUGGUGCUGCUGUUCAGAGAAAGGAAAUGGACAAUGUUUCUUGUGUAGAUGUUGAUGCAAUUGAUGGUGAUUGUAGUUGUAAUGGUGCCACUCCAGCUGCCCCACUGGGUGCCGGUGAAAAGGAUUUUGUCACAAAGGAAGGAAAUCAUGAGCCAGAUGUUUCCCUAGAGUCCAAGUCUGUGCAUUCUGAACAACAAGCAGGCGUAGAAAAAGAUAGCCAUGAACCUAGAAGUACAUGUCCUGAAUUGGAGUUGAGAGAUUCAUGUGCUGAAGCACCUUCACCUGGGAAAAGCCAAUUAAACUGUGCACUUUCUAAUUCUCCAUUAAGAAAUGAGGCAGUUGAUCUGGCUUCAGAUGCUAAUGAAAGCAUGAGCGGAAGGUCUCCAGCAACUCCUGCUUCAGAUGUAGCUGAGGAUGAUGGUUCUUUGAAUGACAACGUGUCAGAUCAUUGCUUUGGCAAUAUCCUGGUGGAUAACAUAAACAAGACAGUUGUUCUGUGUUCAGAUUAUGUUCUAUAUCAAGAUAAUUAUUAUACAGAACUGUCAGUAAAUUUUUCUCCUGGUGGCAUCAAAAUCAAUGGCUCAACUGUCAGUGAACACCAAGAGACCUUUAGUUUUGAAAGGGGAAUUGAUGAUAUUAUUAAUAUUAACUGUCAGUUGUUUCAAAGGGUUGGAUCUGUGACAGUCACUCUCAAAGUCCUAUCAAAGGUUGCACUAGAGGCUGAGAGUGCAUGUGGAACUUCGGUCAUUGAGGAGUUAGAGUUUGCAGUUACUGACCCCAGAUGGUCUGAGAAGCAGGAAGAAAUCACCUCAUUAAAUGUUAAAUACCUGGCCAUAUGGGAUAUUGAAUGGAAUGCUCCGAAACCAAGGCACUUGCCUUUAGUUGAGGUCGCUUUACAUCGUAAAACUUCUUUUAAACAACAGUCCGAUCUCUGGUCUCCCUUGCCAAAUCAAGGAUGGAAACCGUGUAUCGACUCUGCAAAUAUCCCGCUAUUGCCAGAGAAAUCUCAGGGGUAUAUUCAGGUAUUCCUUGAUGGAGGAUUGAACCAGCAAAGAAUGGGGAUAUGUGAUGCGGUUGCCGUAGCUAAAAUAUUGAAUGCGACACUGGUGAUACCACACCUUGAAGUGAAUCCUGUUUGGCAAGAUUCAAGUUCAUUCACUGAUAUAUUUGAUGUGGAUCACUUUAUUAAUGUCCUCCGUGAUGAAGUUUCUAUAGUUAAAGAGCUGCCAAGAGAAUACUCUUGGAGCACACGGGAAUAUUAUGCUACAGGUAUAAGAGCUACCAGAAUCAAAACAGCACCUGUUCACGCUUCAGCGAACUGGUAUCUAGAAAAUGUGUUGCCUGUCUUGCAAAGUUAUGGGAUUGCUGCUAUUUCACCAUUCUCUCAUCGCCUAGCGUUUGACAAGUUGCCAAUGAAAAUUCAGCACUUACGUUGUAAAGUAAACUUCCAAGCUUUAGUUUUUGUUCCUCAGAUCAGAUCAAUAGGAAAGACUCUUGUUCAUCGACUCCGUUAUCCUUCUGGGAAACUUCAAGCAUCAGCAGUUGACGUCCUACGAGGGAGAAUUGAUGAUACUGAGAAAGAGGGAGCUGGAAAGUAUGUUGUAUUACAUCUUCGCUUUGACAAAGAUAUGGCUGCUCAUUCAGCUUGUGAUUUUGGUGGAGGGAAAGCUGAGAAACUGGCCCUAGCUAACUACCGCCAAGUUUUAUGGCAGGGAAGGGUCUUAAACUCUCAAUUUACUGACAAGGAGUUGAGAAAUCAGGGCCGCUGCCCAUUGACUCCGGAGGAGAUUGGAUUGCUGCUAGCAGCUUUGGGCUUCGACAAUAGUACUCGACUUUAUCUUGCUUCACACAAGGUUUAUGGAGGAGAGGCAAGGAUCUCAACAUUGCGUAAACUGUUUCCGCUAAUGGAAGAUAAGAAGAGCCUUGCUUUGGUGAAGGAGCUAGCUGAGAUUGAAGGCAAGGCUUCUUUGUUGGCUGCAGUAGAUUAUUACGUGAGUCUGCAAAGCGACAUCUUCAUCUCUGCUUCUCCUGGAAACAUGCACAAUGCUCUGGUUGGACAUCGAGCUUACUUGAACUUGAAGACCAUAAGACCAAACAUGUUACUAUUGGGCCCGCUGUUCCUGAACAAGAGCAUGGAGUGGUCUGAGUUUCAGCAUGCAGUUAUCAACGGCCAUAAAAAUAGACAAGGGCAAAUGAGGUUAAGAAAGGAGAAACAAUCCAUAUAUACGUAUCCUGCUCCAGAUUGCAUGUGUCGACCUUAACUUCAUAAUUACCAUGAUAUGAAGCUAUUCUUAUGUUUGCCAAUAUUGUGAUAUUCCAAUGAGAUAUAUUCAGCAUUUUGUUAGCUCAGAUCAGUUUGAUGGCAUUGAAAGUUAACAUGUGUUAUCCAUGUCUGCUUUGCACACUUGCUCAGAGAGGGUCGAGAAACUGAUAACAUUCAAGGAUGCCAUUGAUACAGAAGAAAGCAAACUUCUUGAGCGGAGUGGAACUGUGAAGUUAGGGAAUCAAAGAGUGCCAAUAAGCACCCAGAAGAUCCUGUUGACUUUUUUACUUUUAAAAGGUUACUUAAGAUUUAUAAUUAUAAUUAUAUCAACACAGGCCAAAUCGA
This is a messenger RNA of Theobroma umbraticum, 2753 nucleotides long. RefSeq names its product O-fucosyltransferase 31. NCBI's taxonomy places the organism in Eukaryota, Viridiplantae, Streptophyta, Magnoliopsida, Malvales, Malvaceae. The record is from RefSeq and is a predicted model, not a curated record.